CUCAUAACAGUCAUAGCUCUCAACCCAUUGACGUCCCCAUUAAGACACAAUAGGUCCGACAAGAUCAACACAAAACCCCAUAGCCCAAAAAAACACCCAAAAUAUCCUCAUUUUGGGGCCCAUUUAGAUGUUUGAGGGAAUCUCUAACUUUGGAUCGCAAAAUUGACCAUGGCCACGAAACAGCCCACUCCCCGCCAGCUGGCCUACCUCGACGAACUGAAGAUGCGCCUGCAGGAGCUUCGCGAGCGGCAGGCGAACUUCAUGGAGCAGACGGCCAAGAUGCUCAGCCGGAUGAGCUCCUCCAACGUGGACGCAGCGGAUGCCCAGGAGGUGGAAGCUGAUCCACCGGAAGGAAGUGAGGCGGCGAAUCCUUCAACGGGUGUUGGUGCCGGGGCCACCAAGGGAUCCAAGGGCAAUCUGAACAUCAAGCAGCUGAUCCAGCGCUUCGAGGAUCUGCGCAAGACCUCGCAGGAUUUUGGCGACAUGCCCGAGGUUCCCGAGGAGCUGAUAAACGUAGAUGUGCGCCGUAUUCUAAAUGGCUAUGAAAAACUCAUCGAGGAGGGCAAUGUUCUCCAGCAGUCCUGGUUCCUGCUCAAGAAGACCACGGAGAGUUGUGCCCGAUUCGCCACCGCCAACGGUAUGAAAUCGGAGGAACGUCUUCCAUUGAAGGCAAACUCGGGAAUCAUUGAGGUCUCCUAUGUGGUACCAGAACGCAGUCCUCAGGUGGUUAGGUUACCAAGGGCUAAGGCAUCGGCAUCGCUGCACUCGAAUGUGGUGACCAGCUCAGAGGUUGUGGACAAGGAAGGCGAGGUAUACGGCCCGAAAGAUGCCAAGUGGAAGGGCAAUGCUCGGGACUAUGGUCAUGCCCGCUGGGGAGCCUUUAUGCAGUUGAUCAUACGCCUCCUCCAUCCGUUCCAUGGCUGCGGAAAGAACAAGAAAAAUCCAGCCCAGAACUCCUCCGAUGUUCCCCUAGCCAGCCACCUGCCGGAGAAGAAGCCCAUCCACUAGGUCUUUUCAAGAGCCAACUACAGCCACACACACAAAAUGCACAAGUGAAGAUCCGAACUAAGCCAAGCCAAUCCCCACAUAAUCCAACUAAAAAUAAUCCAAUAAAACCGACCCACACCCA
Molecule: messenger RNA, 1129 nt
Organism: Drosophila biarmipes
Lineage: Eukaryota; Metazoa; Arthropoda; Insecta; Diptera; Drosophilidae
Exons: 3
Coding region: 169-1008 (279 amino acids)
Source: RefSeq, a predicted model, not a curated record